Necator americanus (New World hookworm) is the source of this 375-nucleotide messenger RNA. RefSeq lists its product as uncharacterized. The transcript has a single exon. NCBI's taxonomy places the organism in Eukaryota, Metazoa, Nematoda, Chromadorea, Rhabditida, Ancylostomatidae. The record is from RefSeq and is a predicted model, not a curated record. The coding region runs from base 1 to 375 and encodes 124 amino acids.
AUGGGACUCGAACAGCAAUCCGGUGUGCGAGGAAAGUGGUAUUACUCAGUGGUACGCACGUCGGACAACGAUGACCGUCUGGUCGAUUUAUGCGAACAGACGGGACUCAUCAUCGCUUCCACGUUUAAGAGGAGUCAUCGACGUCAUCAGCUCACGUGGCAGGCGUCUACCCUUUUAACGCCUGAAGAGCAGUGCAAGCAGAAGAUGAGGACUCUUAAACUUCAGUUCGACCACAUUCUGGCGAGGAACAUGCCUCAGUCAGAUGACCGAGAAUCUAGAGCUGUUUCGGACGUCGCGUUCGACUCUGAACACCGUCCACUUCUUCUCAGCUUCAGGAUGCGAUUCAACAAGAGAAACCGAGGAGUUCCUCUUUAA